AUGCGGGAUACGGUAGCACUGAAGCUUAUCUUCAUCAUCGUCAUUGUCCAUCUGCUUGACGUUGAGAUGGAAAUCAAGGAUUCCUACACCGAAGUCGUCCGCGCCAAGUACAAGACGGACUUUCACGUCAUUAAUAAGUUCCAUGAGACGCCGCGACCAUUUUAUGCCAGGAUUGACGACGCGCUACGGUAG
This is a messenger RNA of Durotheca rogersii, 192 nucleotides long. RefSeq lists its product as uncharacterized. The transcript is spliced from 2 exons. The record is from RefSeq and is a predicted model, not a curated record. The coding region runs from base 1 to 192 and encodes 63 amino acids. NCBI's taxonomy places the organism in Eukaryota, Fungi, Ascomycota, Sordariomycetes, Xylariales, Xylariaceae.